CCUGAAAUGAAUAAAAAUAAAUUAUUAACCAUUUAGAAGCAAGAAAUAAUUUUUUUUUAUAAUAGAAGUUAUUUUACAGUAUAAAGUUCCAAAAUAGUAACUUUAGAAAAACUUGGAGUAUUGAUUUUGAACAUUAAACCAAUAAGAAAAGUUCAUGUACACAAAUGUCUGAUGAGGUUUAUUUGUCAAGUUAUAAUAAGAAAAGAAUGUUAUAUGUAAUUUUAUUAUGAACACUUUAUUACGAAAUCAAUAACAAAAUACAAAAAAGAUAUGGAAACAAAUGUAAAGAUUUAAAAAUAGAAGUGCAGAAAACAUGGCAACAGGAAUAAGUAAUAACGCAAGUGAAGAAGAAUUACAGGACGCACUGAACAUUGCUUUAGAGGCAGGAUACAGACAUAUCGAUACAGCACCAGUAUAUGAAAAUGAAAAAGUAAUUGGUCACGUUCUUAAAAAAUGGUUUGAUUCUGGAAGAAUUAAACGAUCUGACAUUUUCAUUGUUACGAAGCUUCCUUGUGUCGGAAAUAGACCAGAAGAUGUUGAAACAUGGAUAAAAAGAUCUUUAAAAGAUUUGCAGUUAGAAUAUGUAGAUCUAUAUUUGGUUCACACUCCAUUCGGUUUUAAGAAAGUUGGGGAAGAUUUACAUCCUAAGGAUGAAAAUGGACAAAUAUUACUUGAUCUUAGUACAGAUCAUGUAAAAGUUUGGGCUGAAAUGGAGAAACAAGUAGAAUGCGGACGAGCUAAAGCAAUUGGGCUAUCAAAUUUUAAUAUCCCUCAAAUCAAACGAAUUUUAAAAAAUGCAAAAGUAAAAGUAUCAAUGCUGCAAAUUGAAUUACAUGUUUUUUUCCAACAGAAAGAACUGGUAAAGUAUUGUAAAGAGGAAAACAUCUUUAUAACAGCCUAUUCGCCGCUUGGUUCGCGCAGUCUUGUUAAAUUACUAAAUAAAACGGAAAAAAUCCCAGAUAUGUUACAAAACGAUGUAGUACUAAAAAUAGCAAAAGAGUACAAAAAAUCACCUGCACAAAUUUUAUUGCGAUUCAUUGUACAAAACGAAAUCGUAGUUAUCCCUAAAAGUACAAACCCUCAAAGAAUUAAGGAAAAUAAAGAACUAUUCGAUUGGAAACUUAAACCAGAGGACAUGCAGAAAUUAAAAAAUCUCGAUCUUGGUGAAUCUGGUAGAAUUUGUGAUUUUGAAUUUUUUAAGGGAGUAAGGAAUCAUCCUGAGUUUCCUUUUUAAACCUUUCGUAGAUUCGUAUGACUUAAAUAUGUACACUGCAAUAUAUAUUUACUAUACGCAAAAAUAGUAACUUUAUAGAAAUAAAUAUUUUUAAUUACCUGAGUAUGUUUCAAAUCUCUAUAAAUAUAUGUAUUAAAAAAAAA
Messenger RNA from Bombus impatiens (common eastern bumble bee), 1377 nucleotides. RefSeq names its product 1,5-anhydro-D-fructose reductase. Bases 314 to 1234 code for a protein of 306 amino acids. The record is from RefSeq and is a predicted model, not a curated record. NCBI's taxonomy places the organism in Eukaryota, Metazoa, Arthropoda, Insecta, Hymenoptera, Apidae. Gene Ontology annotation, cellular component: cytosol. Gene Ontology annotation, molecular function: aldose reductase (NADPH) activity. The transcript has 4 exons.